Molecule: messenger RNA, 5783 nt
Organism: Amoebophrya sp. A25
Lineage: Eukaryota; Dinophyceae; Syndiniales; Amoebophryaceae
Source: the annotation of a GenBank genome assembly
GAAGAAUUGUGCAACUUUGUCAGGGAACACCUACAGGAUGAUCACUUGGAGUGGCAACUGCUCUCAAGUGCAAACGUCCCCUUCACGGAUGACAUGUUGUACUUAUGAAUGUUGUGCCAGGUUGUAUUCUUACCGUAGAAGUGAGUGUCCACUAUUGGUAAUGGUACUUCUACUUCAAAUACAAAAUAUUAGAACGCCAAUCUGGCCGAUGUACAACUACUACCUACUGAAUUGAAGUUGAUGUGAGUGUGUAUCAAACUAGCCUUCACAAGCUUCGCACGGCUCCAAGUUUCGUACUUCUUCGCCCACGGGCUACAGCUAGAGACAGCUCGCGGGCUGGGUCGUGCACCUCGAUGAGUUGACGGCGGCGAGUCUCCGGGCGCUUGCAAACCUAGCUACGUCGAUCCAUGGGAAGACGAGCGGGCUGCUUUCGGUUUUUAUUGGGCUACCGGAGGAGUCACGGAAAUUCUUCAGAAUUUGCAAGACCCUCACGGCAGUCCAACAGAAAACCGGAAUCAAUAGAACCACCAGACACGCACAAGGACCCGCAGGGCCCAGCGCUUAUAUCCGGGCCGCGGUGGCAGGCAAGAGCGAGGGCAGGGGGACUUUGACGGGCCAAGAAAAAGCAACGCAUGGCCGCGCUGGCUGGGUCUCCCUACGUGCAGGAACCGUUGCGCUUCUCUCUUUCGUCUUUCGUCGGUCAGAAAGGCGCAGCCUGCUGGAGGGGUGUAAGCGUUUCGAAAGACCGACGCCAGACUGUCUAUCUUUCUUCUAUCGUCAGGCCGACGUCUUUCGUCUGCCAGGCUGAUGGCGUUUCGUGUCGUCGGUCGUCAGAUGUCUUCUGGCGGACUUCUGUUCCCAGCUUGCGCCCCUACCCCCGUUGGGAAUUUUUGCGGCUUCUUUUCUGAAAGUAUGCCCGGGGGCGUUAUCGUGAAUUUCCGCAAAAAUACGGCCAGAGACUAUCGGGACCGGAGCCGUAGGGGAAGGCCGGGGCAGGAGACUAUAGGUGAGGUUCUCGAGGAACGUGCGGACUGAUCUCCGCGGGGGUGGGCGGGGAGUUUUGUGGCGGUGAUCAAUAUAGACUAACAGGAAAGAUUGACAGACAGUAUAGAAUGGUACAGUAUAGAUUAUUCAUACUCCAGCUUAAUGCUCUAGCUUAAUGCUCUAGCUUAAUGCUAUAGCUUAAUGCUCUAGCUUAAUGCUCUAGCUUAAUGCUCUAAAGCUUAAUGCUCUAAAGCUUAAUGCUCUAAAGCUUAAUGCUCUAAAGCUUAAUGCUCUAAAGCUUAAUGCUCUAAAGCUUAAUGCUCUAAAGCUUAAUGCUCUAAAGCUUAAUGCUCUAAAGCUUAAUGCUCUAAAGCUUAAUGCUCUAAAGCUUAAUGCUCUAGCUUAAUGCUCUAGCUUAAUGCUCUAGAUGAAUACUAUAGAUUAAUAAAUGUCUAAUUGAAAUAGCGUAGAUUGAUAAUGUAGAGUAAUGUAGAUUAAUUAUGUUCUUUUUGCAGUGUUAGCACUAUCAACUUAUAGCAAUUUAUAUUUAUAUAUAAUUUCAAGAUGAAAACAAGUGUGUUUGUGACGAGAUUAUGAUGGCGUUGGAUCAGUAAUUUCAAAUACUUCGUCAAGAGGAUUGCUAAGUUGCAAAGUUGUCGAUUUAAUAGAAGUUUUCAGUAUCGAAUACCCAAAUCCAUGGAUCGGCUUCGAUAUCUUUUUUCUUUCAUACUUCGCGCGUCUCACGUCACGACGACUUCCUUUGCUUGUUUUCGUGCGGAAAGCCGGCAACAUGUUCCGGGAAGAAGUGGAGCAGGCGGUGCAGGAGAGCGAGGCAAAAGUCCUCUUAUGCUGACAGGUUUUGGAUGAUCAUGAUCCACCCUGAUUAUACAAUUGCGAUGUAGUAGUGCUAGUGGUAUAAAUCCGUAUUGCUUGCAUGUAGUUCAUGUUCCACACGAAAAUUUCUAUCUCUAAUGCUGCAGCAACUAAAAGCGGAUCAGCAUGGUAGAAAAUGUUACCUCGAAACUCUCGAGAGCCGUGUCCGUGAGGCAGAGCAGAACGUAGAAGACCUCUCGGAACUAUUCACACUAAUUAUGGUUCAGGCUCUAUCUCACCAGUUUCCCUAGGUGUAGCUGUACUAGCUUAAGUACUAGAGAUAGACCUACGUCAGUGUUUGUGAUUCUCCAUGGUUUCGUUCGUAUCGUUUUCUUUCUCGCUUUAACGAGGGAAAGGAGAACCUUAUUGUAGUUCUAGCUAUUCAACAACUUGAGCUACCGCUACCCACUGUUGCUGUAGGGGCUCUAGAAUCUUGCUCAGUAUGUACGUAGUCUCAUCUAAAAUAUGCUGCGGUAAUGGAUGAAGGUGCAUUUACUAGAAUGGUGUUUAAUAUUAUUUCUGGUACUGGUAUUGCCUCUCAGACUUGCACCUAAAAAUAUUCUAAUGUCAGGCCGAAGGCGUCCUCAUCGAAAAGCUUGUUGGUUUUCGUAGGUAUGGAGGUUGUCUUGCUCAUAGCGUUUGCGGCUUUCGUAGUUCGGCUCUCUGUCAGAAGAUUGCAGCAGGAGGAGGAUCUCAUCGAGAAUUGGGGGUAACACGACACUGAUUGUGUGUAAGUACUAGAUUCUUCAGAGUUCUUUUGUUUCACCUUAGAAGUCUCUCUUUAUAAGUACCCUCUUGAUAUUAACUAAGUCAGGCUUCUACUUGUCGUCCUCCUGCUUUUUGUCUUUUAGCUUUCUGAUUGAUUCAUCAUUGUGAUCUGAGUUUUAGUAACAGCUCAAAAGCUCAUUACUCGUAGGUGAUCUAUCAUGAUUUUUUUCACUCAGAACCACAUUGCGGACAUCUCUGAAUAAGGACGAAGACGAGGACACAGCGAGGUACGGCAAUGUCACAGCGAUGCUUCGUAUCGAUGACUUAUGGGCCUUCUUUCUUAAUUCUUGUAAUUCAAAUUCAUUCCUUGCGCUUUCACUUAGGGUUCCUUCGAGACUCUUCUUUUGGACGAAGUCUGAGGGGAGAAGGGUGAAUGUAAACAUGCUACGUGGUAGCCUUGAUGAGGAAGGCCAAAACACUGGAAAAACGAACCACGUACAACUUAGAGUUAUCGCUGGGAAAGGAAUUUCUGAGGGGUGAGGUCUAGAGGUUUAGGUUUUCUACGUCUCCUAAAUGAGAGUGCGCUGAGAACGCAACUGUCGAAGGGUUUGCUAGAGCUGAACGCUUCAGUAAUGCAGUUGAACGUUUCGCGGGAGAACACGAGGGUUGCAGACUUGCGGGUGGCGCACUUGGAAAAUGCCUUGAGUAGUCUGAAUCAAUCUGACCAGGCUCUCAAAUUGCAGUAUAGCGAUAGUCUCUCCGAGUUGCGGACGUUGGAGAGAAAGCUGGCAGUCGCGCAGCAAGUACACCGGCGCGCUGACGAAUUAGCGGCGGAACUGGCAGCUGCGAACUUGCAGGUAGCGUCCCUGAACCAGUCCAACGGGGCGCUUUCCCGGCAAUUAGGCGCGCUCGUGGGGGCGCUGAACGCGUCGCGCACUAACGCGACCGCACUCGCAGAGCAAGACGCUGAAGAGGCGAAAGAGCUGCAGCGCCUGGGUGGACAGCUGGCGAGCACUCGAAGUGAGGACAACGCACUGCGGCAGUCGUUGAAUCAAACCGAGGCGAGUCUGGCAAGCAGGGAGCGGGACUUGAUGCAGCUAGCCUUACGAGGAUUGAAUAUGCCUUCAGCUGUCGAGGUCUACUGUAUAGUGGUUUUUAAUGAAAGACAAAAGCUAGUGGAGCUAAAAUGGAUAUGAAGUGUCAUUCUUUUUUGAACAGCAAUUCAAUAGGAAUCCCCUUCACAUUCUCUUGUCCCCGCAUUUUGGAUUAUUACCCAUUACCUCAGCGACAGUGACUUUGAUCUAUAACCCUCAUCAUAUUUCAAUUUCUUUUUCCAUGCAAAGCGUAGUAGUUCUUCUUCUCCGUAUAUAAUCGUCUCGCUCUCGCUUGUAGUUAUCUUGAUCAUCUCGCUCUCGCUUGUAGUUGUACACCGCCAAUACGAGAGUCGGCUGAAAACGAUUCCUCUGGUCGCAAGAUUGUUAGCUCUAAUCUUUGCUGCACUCGGAGCAGAGCGAAUGGCUUAUGGUGCAUUGGAGCAAGAAGUGGGGAAGCUAGGAUCAAACUUGACGCGAACUUCCAGCGCAUUUGAUCUAGUGAGGCAGGAACUGAAUGCCUCUGAACGCAAUGCGACUGCUCUUGGCGACGCGUUGGCUCAGGUGCAGAGCGAAAAUGCACAGUUGCGACAAGCGGUGGCCAGCGAGACCGCACAGCUCGCUACUGAGGACAGACAGCUCUCGCAAACGGUUAAGGCUUGUGGUUCCAAAAAUGUGUAUGUGUAGGAGGCGCGGGCUGAUCGAAAUAUAAGCGCAAGCCAUGAAUGAAGCUCGAUAGGCAGGAUCCAUAACGUACCCAAUGAGUCAUCACAGCCGACAGGGGAUAGUUCGUAACGAGACCCAGAGUGAAUGGGAGCCAUCAUGCUGAGUCACUAGUUAUCCCCCUACAAUAAUUUGUGAUUCACAUUCGCGUUAUUCCUGCUGCUCCUUCUACUCUAAGAGAGAAGAGGCGCUGGAGACCACGCGUAAGUGGCUAGCGAAGCAGCGGAACGAUACGGCAUCGGUGGUAACGCAGCUGCACAUGGCGCAGGCGCAGAGCGCAGCGGAGAGUGGGCAACUUGGAGCCGCCAGUGAGGCUUUGUCCAGCACGCGUGCGCAGCUGCAAGAGACGGACACGAAACUAGCGCACACGGAAGCGGCACAGAGCAGCCUCGCCAUGCAGAAUGAAGCCCUUCAGACCGAAAACACGAAACUGACGCAAAAUGUAACUGCAGUGACGGGCAACAACACAGAGCUGGCGCAGGCGGUCGCGGAUUUGCGGCGGCAGGUCGAGGCGGCAACAAAACACGGGUCCGCUCUCAGUACGAGCCUGGACAGCGCUAACGCACUGGCGAAAAGCCAGCAGACCGAAAUUCAUAAGCUCAACGCCGAGAUCAAGGCGGACCUACAAAAUGCUGAAGGCAUCCGCGCAGAGCUUGACGACACGAGAACGCAGAAUAGGGCGCUACAGAGCCAGAUAACGACGCUGAAACAACAGGUCGACGCUCUGCAAGCUAAGGUUGCAAGCGACAGCAACAGCACGCCUGGGGGCUUCUUCGUUUCGCCGCUCAACAUGGUGCUCUCCUCGAUGACGGAGUGUUCGGGUCUCCCGUGUCGUCCCAGCCAAAUUCCGCAUGACUCUGGAAGAGCACCGCAGGUGGAUGUGGAAGAGGAAGCGAGCUCGAUGACCACAAGCACGGAAGGCAGGAAUAGCAAUCCUUCCAGGAAGCCAACAGGCUCAUUUAUAGAAAAUGCAGCAUUUUCAAUUACCGAAAAAGUUGUGGAUCGCAGGCCCGAUCACGGAAAUCACGCAGAUCAAAAUGUUGAAGCGCUUGGUUCUUCCGACGACAGUAGCGCUCCUCGUCGAGGAAAGCUCCCUACUGGGGAGGUGAGCGAAGAAAUACUCUAUGGCUGACAGGUCUUCAAUGCACCUAUUUAUAUAUCAAAAUAGAAUGGCUGUGCCACUCACACAUUAAUUCUUCCUCUGCUGAGUGACGUGGAUGUUCUUGCACCAUUAUUUCUACGCCCCUUUCCCCUUGCUAGAGCAAUGGAUGUGAUAGAAAGAUAUGGAAGACGAUCUGCAACAUUGAUCUCCCUUUGAGGGCUGAUAUGUCAAGGUCAACCUAUUAGACAACAUAAAAUGUAUGCUUUGAUAUCCAUGUUCCACCUCGGUGCUGUCUCUAUCCU